Sturnus vulgaris (Common starling) is the source of this 6741-nucleotide messenger RNA. RefSeq names its product hexokinase-2. NCBI's taxonomy places the organism in Eukaryota, Metazoa, Chordata, Aves, Passeriformes, Sturnidae. Gene Ontology annotation, cellular component: cytosol; mitochondrion. Gene Ontology annotation, biological process: glycolytic process; intracellular glucose homeostasis; carbohydrate phosphorylation. The record is from RefSeq and is a predicted model, not a curated record. Gene Ontology annotation, molecular function: glucokinase activity; fructokinase activity; D-glucose binding.
CACGGAACCCAACCGAACCGAGCCGACACGAGCCGAGCUGCUCCGCUCCCGCCAUGAUCGCUUCGCACCUCCUCGCUUACUUCUUCACCGAGCUCAACCAUGACCAGACACAGAAGGUUGACAAGUACCUGUACCACAUGCGGCUCUCUGAUGAGACCCUGCUGGAGGUGUCCCAACGGUUUGAGAAGGAGAUGGAGAAGGGGCUGGGAGCAGAUACCAACCCCACCGCCUCUGUGAAGAUGUUGCCCACCUUCGUCAGGUCCACCCCAGAUGGGACAGAGGACGGGGACUUCCUGGCGCUGGACCUUGGUGGCACCAACUUCCGCGUGCUGCGGGUGAAAGUGUCGGACAAUGGGCUGCGGAAGGUUGAGAUGGAGAACCAGAUCUAUGCCAUCCCCGAGGAGCUCAUGCGUGGCAGCGGGGUGCAGCUUUUCGACCACAUUGCUGAGUGUUUGGCCAACUUCCUGGACAAGCUGCAAAUCAAAGACAAGAAACUCCCCCUUGGAUUCACCUUCUCCUUCCCGUGUCACCAGACCAAGCUGGACGAGAGCAUCCUGGUGACGUGGACGAAGGGGUUCAAGUGCAGCAGCGUGGAGGGGAGGGACGUGGUGUCACUGCUGCGCAAGUCCAUCAAGAAAAGAGGGGACUUUGACAUUGACAUUGUGGCCGUGGUGAAUGACACCGUGGGAACCAUGAUGACCUGUGGCUACGAUGACCACAACUGUGAAGUUGGCCUCAUUGUUGGUACUGGUACCAACGCCUGCUACAUGGAGGAGAUGAGGCACAUUGACCUGGUGGAAGGGGAUGAAGGUCGGAUGUGUAUCAACAUGGAGUGGGGGGCCUUUGGUGACGAUGGGGUGCUCAAUGACAUCCGCACCGAGUUCGACCGUGAGAUCGACAUGGGCUCGCUCAACCCUGGCAAACAAUUGUUUGAGAAGAUGAUCAGCGGGAUGUACAUGGGGGAGCUCGUCAGGCUCAUCCUGGUGAAGAUGACCAAGGAAGGGCUGUUGUUUGGGGGAAGGCUUACGCCGGAUCUGCUCACCACUGGCCACUUUGAGACCAGAUUUGUCUCUGCCAUUGAGAAGGAGAAGGAAGGGCUGCAGAAAGCCCAUGAGAUCCUGAGCAAGCUGGGCCUGGAGCCGUCGCACGAGGACUGCCUGGCCACGCUGCGCAUCUGCCAGAUCGUGUCGACGCGUUCGGCCAGCCUGUGCGGGGCCACGCUGGCCGCGGUGCUGCGCCGCAUCAAGGACAACAAGGGCGUGGAGCGCUUGCGCUCUACCGUGGGCGUGGACGGCUCCGUCUACAAGAAACACCCGCACUUUGCCCGCCGCCUCCACAAGACCGUGCGGAAGCUGCUGCCGGACUGCGAGAUCCGGUUCAUCCGCUCGGAGGACGGGAGCGGCAAAGGGGCGGCCAUGGUGACAGCGGUGGCCUACAGGCUCGCUGCACAGCACAAGGCUCGGCAGAAGAUCCUGGAGCCCUUCAAGCUGAGCCACGAGCAGCUGCUGGAGGUGAAGGGAAGGAUGAGGAUAGAGAUGGAGAAAGGGCUGGGCAAGGAGACGCACGCAGAGGCAACGGUGAAAAUGCUGCCGACCUAUGUGUGCUCCACUCCCGAUGGAACAGAAAAGGGAGAUUUCCUUGCCCUGGACCUGGGAGGAACCAACUUCCGUGUGCUGCUGGUGCGCGUCAGGAACGGGAUGCGGCGCGGGGUGGAGAUGCACAACAAGAUCUACUCCAUCCCCGUGGAGAUCAUGCAGGGGACGGGAGAGGAGCUCUUUGACCACAUCGUCCACUGCAUCUCCGACUUCCUGGAGUACAUGGGAAUGAAGGGCGUAUCGCUCCCGCUUGGAUUCACCUUCUCCUUCCCCUGCCAGCAGAACAACCUGGAUGAGGGAAUUCUCCUGAAGUGGACAAAAGGUUUCAAGGCGACGGGCUGUGAGGGAGAGGACGUGGUGGGCCUGCUGAAGGAGGCCAUUCACAGGAGAGAGGAAUUUGACCUGGACGUGGUGGCAGUGGUAAAUGACACAGUUGGCACCAUGAUGACCUGUGGGUACGAGGAUCCCUACUGUGAAGUUGGGCUUAUUGUUGGCACAGGCAGCAAUGCCUGCUACAUGGAGGAAAUGAGGAAUGUGGAGCUGGUGGAAGGGGACGAGGGCAGGAUGUGUGUCAACAUGGAGUGGGGGGCCUUCGGGGACAGCGGGUGCCUGGAUGACAUUCGGACGGAGUUCGACGUGGCGGUGGAUGAGCUGUCCCUCAACCCUGGGAAGCAGAGGUAUGAGAAGAUGAUCAGUGGGAUGUACCUGGGGGAAAUCGUCCGCAACAUCCUGAUAGACUUCACCAAGAGAGGGCUCCUCUUCCGGGGACGGAUCUCGGAGAGGCUGAAGACUAGAGGGAUCUUUGAGACCAAGUUCCUGUCCCAGAUAGAGAGUGACUGCCUGGCCCUGCUCCAGGUGCGCUCCAUCCUGCAGCACCUGGGCCUGGAGUCCACAUGUGACGACAGCAUCAUCGUGAAGGAGGUGUGCACGGUGGUGGCGCGGCGCGCUGCACAGCUCUGCGGCGCCGGCAUGGCCGCCGUGGUGGACAAGAUCCGCGAGAACCGCGGCCUGGACUUCCUCAAAGUCACCGUUGGCGUGGACGGGACGCUCUACAAGCUGCACCCUCACUUCUCCAACAUCCUGCACGAGACAGUGAAGCAGCUGUCCCCCAAGUGUGAAGUGACCUUCCUGCAGUCAGAGGACGGCAGCGGCAAAGGUGCCGCGCUCAUCACGGCCGUGGCCUGCCGCAUCCGCGAGGCCGGGCAGCGGUAGAGGGAAGCAGGUUUGCCCAAGAGCUUGGUUUUAGCAAAACAGGACGUUUCCUCACCCAGUCCCUCCCUCUCUGCACACACUCACACACCCAUGCACCCCCUCCCCUCCAAGCAGACUCAUAACUUUACUUGUUUUCCGAGGCACCACGGUGGGACUGGAGAUGCCGUGGGCUCUGUACAAAGUGUUGUCGUAGGAGUUUCCUUGCAUGCCAUAAAACCACCUGUUGAGUAAAGCUCACACUGUCUUUUGGCUUCUCCCUGCAUUUCCAGGUGGAGCUGGAGCUCUCCCAUGUGCAGCCUCCAUCACACCCCAGCUCUCCUCCCACACUCCGAACCACUGUCCCUCCCCUAACAGCAAUAGGGAUAACACUUGGAUAAUUAAGACACUGCAUUGUCACUUUAACAGUACCUAUUUAUGUAUGUUGGAGUCGUAGCUGUCCGUGCUGUAGAAGCAAACCUCUAAGAUUGGGCUAAAGACCUCCACUAGUCUUUUACCCUGAUCAAGGCUGUAUUAUUUCCAUGAAAGUCAUGGUAACUCUUAAAGCACAGGGUGCAGAAUUCCACCGGCGUGUCCGCGGCUGCACUGGAGGUACCACGUAUCUCCCUUGGUGAGCAAUACUAGAGAACCUGCUGGAACCAGGCCAGGGGUGCCCCUCGGCCCAUUCUGGCAGAGCAUGUGCCUGGAAAUAAUUGGGGACUCAGGGUCUAAUCCCAUUUCCUGACCUCUCGCCUGCACCCUGAGUAGCCUGUAGGAACAUGGCGUGUAUGUAGGGUUGUGUUUCACCCCUGGACACCACUACCCCUUCCCUGGUGCAUGUGUGGGCACGAGGAGCUGCUGCCACGGGUUGGUGUCUCCCCUGCCAAGCCCCAAACUCGUGGCCGUGUGUCUACCCUUGGCGUGGAGAGUCUGGUUUGCUUUGUGUCUGUGAAAUAGUUCUGUGGCUGCAGCCUUUACGUGGUACCUGGAUUUAUACACUGUAUAUUUAUGUUUUAAGAGAUCUGAUGUCUUUUUAUGUACAUAGUCUCGGGGGGGUUGUAUCACUUAGUUUUAACAUCACCUUUUCAUGUUGUUGAAGAACAGUACAGAGUAAUUAUUUUUUUUUCUUCUGUUGUGUAAUUUUUUUUUAAUUUAAAAUUUUCUUGGGGUAGACUGGAGAAGGAGACCCAAAUACCUGAGGAAUGUUGUACAAGAGGUUUGGGCAUUCUGACCUUAUCACCAGGACAAAAGGGAAAGCAGAAAGCCAGGGAAGCAGUGUGCAGGAUCGGCAGGGACCUGUGGUGAUGCUGUCAGGUUCAGGCUGGGUUUAACAUUAGGAGAGGUUUUAUUUUGUCCCCUGCCCUCCCCAGCCACGCUCUGGAAGGUCACAUCCAUGGGUGGAUGACAUAACCCAGGGCCCUGCAGGGCUCUCGACCUCACGUCACCAUCGUGGUCAAGCGCUGGCAGCAGCCAAGCCGAGCUCAGGUCUCGGUGACAGCAGCUAGUGCCACUCCAUCCCCAUGUGGCAUUCUCAGAGCUGCCUGGCAGCGGUCCCAGGGACCCCCGUGCCCACAGCAGCACUUGUGUGCCAUGGCCAAACGCAGGAAUCCAUUUUUGCCAACAGGAAACUCUAGAUGAACUAAAAGCUGCAGGUCUCUGCCUCAGUGAGCAAAGACAGACGGGGGGAGGAGGGUUUCUGUAAAUAUUUAGCAGAAGUUAAUGAAAUUUCAGUGAUGUACAAAAGAAAAUAAUAACUAAUAAUCCCCACAAACAGCCCUUCAGAUUGGAGGAUAGAGUUUUUGUCUAUUUUUAUGUAUAUUUUUAUACUGCUUGGGGUAACCUCAUUACCAAAAGUCUCUCUUCUGUGUUGGGGGUCAAUUUCAGUAGCACAAUUUUAAAGCAAAAAUUACUCUUUUGGGCAUUUUAAAUGCUUAUUUUUUUAUAAGCCUCAAGACAAUUAUAACACAUAAAAUCUAUGUAUAGAAAUGAUGUAAGAAACCAAGUGUAGUGGAAGUUUUAGAAGCUGUCAAAUAAAUCUUUGAAGGAUGAUACAGAAAACCUCUAAUCUGGUACCAAGCAGUUUUGUGUGAUUUUUUUCCUCAGAAAAUCGGCAUUUUGCCUACUGAAAAAUCAAAACAGAAAUCUUUUUAGCUGCUGCACUGUGCAGAGUUGCAUUAGUGGCUGCUUUUACUCUUAGCCAGCUGUACCCCUUCUGAAAUCCAUAGUGUUUUCAUCAGUUAGUGAGUGAAAUUUUAUACAACAGUAGUUUUGGGGGCAGAAUGGGAAGAUUAGGGACCUGAGCAGCCCUGCUUUUGAUUCAGGCUGUAUUGGAGCAGGGGACUGACAGGGUGAGAGGGAAACUGGGGAGCUGAGGUCCCUGGCCUGGAGCAGGGUCACCACAGUCCCCUCACCUGUCUGGGUGAGGAAGGAUCACUCUGAGCUUGCAGGGUGGUGGUGAAUUUUUGGCUGGACUUGGUCACAGGGAUACUCACCUGGGUAUCCAAGGCUCCCAUAAUGCUGGAAAGCUUUAGCUUAGGCUCAGAAUCAAGCAGGGUCUGGAGUGCUCCCAGUUAAAAGCAGUACUUGAAGUGUUACAAGACACCUGUGUUACCUGUGGGUGCAGAUCCGCCCUCCCCGAGGCUGCAGGGAGGGUUUGGGGAACACCUGGAGCAGUUUGUGCUCCUUGGGGUCCCCAGGGGCAUAAGCACUGCAGGUGUUGGAUGUACAGUCUUACUCUGAGGGCUGGGACUAGAACCUCAUGCCAAAACAUUGCCAUGGGAUGUUCUGUGAAUGUGUUUAAAAUGAAGAAGGGAAGAUUAAAUCCUAAUUAUUGAUAUGAAGGGAAGAUCAAAUGAUUAUCUGUAGGGACAGAGAGAGACAGAGACUGCUCAGCCUGAUUUGCCCAGUCUGCAUCUUCCCUGCAGCAAGCGCUGCUCUGUGGAUUUAGGAUGAUUUUGUUUUGCUUGGUUGUUCCCAUCUGGAUGCAUUUUCUUUGCGCUCUCGGGGUGCUGGAAUGUUCUCUGGCCACGCAGGCAGCAGGGAACAAGAAUCUCUGCCCUUCCCUCCCUGGCAAAUCUCUCCUCACUGGUACUUUGGACAGGAUUUAAUUGGGUUUUGAAUAUAUAUGUAGAUACAUAUAAACACAAUCAGCAAAUUACUGAGCCUUUCAAGGAGAAUUUGCCUCUUCCCUUCCUGGAGUCCAAGGCUGGGAGGGUGAAGCUCCUGCUGAGUGGCCUAAGGGCUAUCAGUGGGGCACAGAUCUCUGGUCUGGCAGCAGCUCGGGUGCAGUUUGACCCGAGAUAACUCGAGAUAACUCGGUGCCUGCUCUCCCUUAUCAGGCAAUCCAAACCCAUCUGGCUGUCAGAGAGAUAAGGGGGUGAAAGGUCCAAGUGCAUGGGAGGGGAGAGGUGUAAAAUGGUGGUAAAACGCACCCUGCAGGGGUUGUGGGGUCCAAGGUAACAACAAAAUAACCUGGAAUGUGGGAAGCUCUUGCCCCAGUCCACACCCCACCCCUCCAGAUAAGGAAAAUGCCUGCUUUGGGCAGAUCAUUCACUUCUCUGGUGGAAAAAUGGGCACUGAAGGCAAAAAGAGGCAAUUCCUGUUCUAAAGGUAAUUUGGAGAGAGGAAAAUUCUUCCUCUUGUGACACCCCUGACCAGUCUGAAAUCUUCCUGGCCUGAAGCAAAGACAAUGCAUCCUGAUGUGGGCGCUGGCUCCGUGCAGGCAGGGGAGUCAUAAAGCCAAAGACUGUGCAGCUGCUGGCAGAAACGAGUGCUGUAGAUUCACCUGAUGUUGUUCUUUCGUGUUUACAAUAUUUAUUUUUAGCAAUUGACUGCAAUGAUAUUAUAUAUAGGCUUCCUUAUUUUUGUACUUUUCAUACCGUUUUCCUGAGUGUGGUGUUGUACUGCUCAGUUCCCCUCGGCCACCGCUGCUGCUCCUAGUCAGUGACAAUAAACGAGA